This is a messenger RNA of Solea solea (common sole), 1559 nucleotides long. RefSeq names its product SWIM-type zinc finger 7 associated protein 1 (gene swsap1). NCBI's taxonomy places the organism in Eukaryota, Metazoa, Chordata, Actinopteri, Pleuronectiformes, Soleidae. Gene Ontology annotation, molecular function: single-stranded DNA binding. Gene Ontology annotation, cellular component: Shu complex. The record is from RefSeq and is a predicted model, not a curated record. Gene Ontology annotation, biological process: double-strand break repair via homologous recombination. The coding region runs from base 138 to 995 and encodes 285 amino acids. The transcript has 2 exons.
ACCAACGCGCAACAUGUAAAAGUAGCCGGCGUUCACCGGGAAAGUGGCGCGAGUUCAUAGACGUAGUUCCGUCAUUGUUAUUAUUAUUAUUAUUAGUAAUGAAGCUAAAGGGUAGUUUAAAUGCGUCAAUGUGACACAUGGCAGACAUUUUACAUGUGCUGUUCCGGAGCUUUAUGUCCCGCAGUGACCACACGAGGGCGCUGACGGCCAGUGUUACAGCACCGAGCAGCAGCAGCAGCAGCAUUAGCAGCAGCAGCAGCAGUGUCCUGGUCCUGGGAGACAACAGCGUGAGCCACUCACUGCUGCUGCUGGCGGCCGUGACCGCAGCAGCACAGCUGGGCAUCCGAGUCAUGUUCUUCACCCGGACACACAUCCGGAGACUUCCAGCGUGUGUGCAUAAAUGUGUCCCGAGCCCGAGUCCCGAGAGUUUAAAGAAAAUCCAGUUUUCCUAUCCCAGGACAGUAGAGGAGCUGCUGCAGCAGAUCGCCAGCCUUCAUGAGUCCACCAGCCCGUGUCCAGCACCUCCCUCUCUGAUCAUCGUCGACAGGCUGGAGAGCUUCCUGUGUGCUCCUGGGGUCGGCAGCCACAGUGAGUAUCAGUCAGGAGAGCAGUCCUGUGCCGCUCACCUCUCCGCUCUACUGUGCGACACCGCUGCCUUUCUCACACAAGUCCUGGAGCAGCGGUCCUCGAGCGCAGGCCCCUGCCGCGUCAUCGCCUCAUUCCAGUCCGAGGCUGACGCUGGACAAACCGGCCAGGAGUCUCCCGUCCUCGACGCCCUCGAUCGUUACUUCCAAGUGCGAUGUACUCUAGACCAAAGUGGAGGACAUGACACUGCGACAGCAACAGGACGACAACAGGUGUGGAACAUUUACUUUUCUGGAAGAGGCAUCAAAGAAACGACGAGUACCACAGACUGUGAGGAGAAGCCUGGUGUGACCCAGGAGUGGCAGCUGCUGAUAAAUCCUAAUGGUUUAAUGGAGUUUAGAGCGGUUUGAGAAGCAGAAAACUGACACAGACACAAGAGACGGGGCAAGAUGGAGCAGGAGAAGCCAAAAGCACAAGAAUAACAGAUUACUUAGCUGGGAGCUCCCCCAACAUCCAUUUGUAGUUGGAACUCAGAAUUUCACCUCCCUUGAACUCGGAUUUCCAACUUGGACGUUUGGAGCAACCUCAGCUGCCCCACGAGAGGAUUCUAAGACUGUUGAGAGCUGUAGAUUAUAUAUGAACUAGUUGUAAUCGGUGUUUCCUGGUGUUUUCACUGUGAGUCUGGCUCAUGCUUGUUUUAGGUGUAGACGGUGUGCCAACGUGUCAGUACCUCAAACAACCACAGCCAGUGUGUUAACUCUGCUCAGGUCCGUCUUUCUUUUCUCUCAGCAGCUCUUUCUCUGUUUUUCCUCCUUGUGCUAAAAAUGUUUGACUGUUUCUCAUCUGAAGUCAAACAAAACUAAGUGCUUGAAAUGAACAAUAAAAACAAAUAAUAAAUGUAUUCUUGUCCAUGUUGUACCUGAUGCACUGAUGCAUCAAUUAACAGAAUACAUUUGUUACCUUUAACUCUUUAA